GUGUGUGUGCGUCUGGGAGGCGUGCGGCGGCAUGUUGUCACAGAUUGACUAAACGCUGCUCCUGUUUUAUUUCGUGCCCAACUCUCAGCGGGGGAACAGACGCCGUCGGGCUCAGACCCAACAUGGGUUAGAGACGCAGCCACCUAUGGAUUAUCCACUUUGUGCACUUCAGCGAGGAUGAUGGGGGGGCGAGGUGGACUUGUUUUCGCAGAGACAUCCUGACAAAGACGGGGACUGAAGAGGGAACGGAGACCGGGAUUUCGCUGCUGGUCUCUGUCUCGCUGUGCAUCUUCCUUUUCUUUUUCUUUCUUUCUUAUUUUUUUUUUUUAAUUCCCCUGCGCGUGAGCGAGACAGAAAUGUUUGCAGAAUUGCUGUGCAGCGCCGUGGCUCUGGUCCUGUAUGUCAACACUCUGGGCGCCGAUUUCUGCUACGAUGACAGCCGGGCGAUCAAGACCAAUCAGGACCUGCUUCCAGAGACGCCGUGGACCAACAUCUUCUACGACGACUUCUGGGGCACCCUCCUCACGCACAGCGGCAGCCAUAAGUCCUACCGGCCCCUCUGCACCCUCUCCUUCCGUCUGAACCACGCCGUGGGCGGGCUGGAGCCCUGGGGCUACCACCUGGUGAACGUGGCCCUCCACGGGGCCGUGACGGGCCUCUUCACCUGCCUGGCCCGCCUCCUGCUGGGAGGGGGGCUCUGGAGCCUGCUGGCCGGCCUGCUCUUCGCCUCUCACCCCAUCCACACCGAGGCGGUGGCGGGCGUCGUCGGCCGGGCCGACGAGGGCGCCGCCCUGUUCUUUUUGCUGUCCCUGCUCUGCUACGUCCGCCACUGCGGGCUGAGGGGCCACGCCGGCCCCUGGCGGCCCCUGGCCUGGCUCCUGGGGAGCCUCGGCUGCGCCGCCUGCAGCAUGCUGUGGAAGGAGCUGGGAGUGACCGUGCUGGCCGUGUCGGCGCUGUACGACGUCUGCAUUUUCCACAAACUCAAGCUGCGGCAGAUCAUCACGCUGCUCCACAAGAGGAAGAAUAUCCACCUGCUGCUGAACGUCUUCUUGCUGGGCGCCUGGGGAGUCGUCCUGUUGGCCUGCCGCUUCUACUGGAUGGGCAACAAACCCCCCAACUUCUCCAACUCCGACAACCCAGCCGCAGACUCCCCCUCGCUCCUCACCAGGACUCUGACCUUCCUCCACCUUCCUGCCGUGAACCUCUGGCUGCUCCUGUGCCCGGACACGCUCAGCUUUGAUUGGUCGAUGGACGCCCUGCCUCUGAUCAGGAGCCUGGCCGACUGCAGGAACGUCCACACGGCGGUCUUCUACGUUGGGUUGCUGCUCCUGGCUUGGUUCGGCCUGAGGACGAACCACACGUCCAAGGCUAAAGAUGCUAACGGGAAAGCGCAUCAUUACACCAACGGAAGAAAUGGAAGCAGUAAUGGACACAAUUACCACGAACACAUGAACAACUCCCACACGGACGGUCACGCGGUCGGGGCGCAGAACGGCAUCAAAAAGCACUACGAGAGCAGGACUCCACUGCCCACCACGGAAAACGUGGUGGUGUUCUCUCUCGGCCUGCUGGCCAUCCCCUUCCUGCCCGCCACCAACCUGUUCUUCUAUGUGGGAUUCGUCAUCGCGGAGAGAGUACUGUACAUCCCCAGCAUGGGCUUCUGCCUGCUGGUUGCGGCGGGGAUGAGAUCGCUGUACGUCCGACUGCGGCGCAGGUCCACCAGGACAGUUAUGGUGUACCUCGCUGCAACCCUGGUUCUGAUUUUUGGCGUCAAAACUGUUUUGAGGAACCGGGACUGGCAGAAUGAGGAGAUGCUCUACAAGUCAGGGAUUUAUGUCAAUCCUGCUAAAGCGUGGGGGAACCUCGGAAAUGUCUUGAAGAGCCAGGGGAAGAUGGAGAAAGCCGAGCAGGCGUACAGGAACGCUCUUUAUUACCGCAGCAACAUGGCCGACAUGCUGUACAACCUCGGUUUGCUGCUCCAGGAGAGCAACAAGUUCUCAGAAGCACUCCACUACUAUAAGCUGGCCAUUGGGAGCCGGCCAACGCUGGCUUCGGCCUACUUGAACACGGGCAUCAUUCUGAUGAACCAGGGUCGUCUGGACGAGGCCAAGCGCACCUUCCUGACCUGUGCCGACAUCCCAGAUGAGAACCUGAAGGACCCCCACGCCCACAAGAGCUCCGUCGCCAGCUGCCUCUAUAAUCUGGGCAAGCUGCUCCACGAACAGGGACACCAGGAGGAGGCCCUCUCCGUCUUUAAAGAAGCAAUACAGAAAAUGCCAAGACAAUUUGCACCACAGAGCCUCUACAACAUGAUGGGAGAGGCCUACAUGAGACUGAACAAGCUGCCUGAAGCCGAACACUGGUACCGAGAAUCACUGCGAGCCAAGCCGGACCAUAUUCCUGCACACCUCACUUACGGCAAACUCCUGGCCAUGACGGGCCAGAAAACAGAAGCGGAGAGGUUCUUCCUGAAGGCCAUCCAACUCGACCCCACAAAAGGCAACUGUUACAUGCAUUAUGGUCAGUUUUUGUUGGAGGAGUCACGACUCCUGGAAGCCGCAGAGAUGGCGAAGAAAGCGGCGCGCCUCGACAGCGGCGAGUUCGAUGUGGUCUUCAGCGCAGCGCACAUGCUCAGACAAGCCAGCCUAAAUGAGGCAGCCGAGAAGUAUUACGAACAAGCGGCGAGCCUGAGACCCAACUAUCCGGCAGCCUUGAUGAACCUGGGAGCGAUCCUCCACCUCAACGGGAAGCUGCAGGACGCCGAAGCCAAUUACCUCCGGGCGCUGCAGCUGAAGCCGGACGACACCAUCACGCAGUCCAACCUGCGGAAGCUGUGGAACAUCAUGGAGAAGCAAGGCCUGCGGACCACGAGCCCCUGAGCGCCGCCGCCGCCCCUCCGGCCCGACCACCUGCCAUCUGCGCGCCAGAUUGGCGGAAAGGGCGACCCUUUUGGCUCCUCGCUCGCUCGUGGCGAGCGGGAGAGACUCAGGGAGGAUGUUUGCUCGGAAAGGCCACGACUGCGCCGCACAGCCUUCCUAAUGACUCCUGAGCUCUGCACACAACCUCAGGCUAGCAGCUUUCCUCACAGGCAUUGCUCACCGGUUGGCAGGCGCGUUGUGGUAUUUGGACUUGGUGGAACUUUCUCCCCUCCGUCUCCUUUUUUCCCUCUUUCUCUCCUUUUAUAAUAACAAUAGCACUUGAACUUGAAGCGAGACCUUAGGUACAUCCUUCAACAUUUGUGAUGA
Molecule: messenger RNA, 3245 nt
Organism: Salarias fasciatus (jewelled blenny)
Lineage: Eukaryota; Metazoa; Chordata; Actinopteri; Blenniiformes; Blenniidae
Gene: tmtc2b
Product: transmembrane O-mannosyltransferase targeting cadherins 2b
Exons: 12
Coding region: 357-2879 (840 amino acids)
Biological process (GO): protein O-linked glycosylation via mannose
Cellular component (GO): endoplasmic reticulum membrane
Molecular function (GO): mannosyltransferase activity; protein binding
Source: RefSeq, a predicted model, not a curated record